CCGAUCCGGUCUGGCAACACUGGUUUAACAAAAACAUACUACACAAAUUACGUUGUUUUGCAUAGCAGAACAAGCACAUUGAAGCAUUUAUUGUUUUAAAAAUCACUACGACCUGAAUAAGGGCAUGGAUUAGCCAUGUCAACCGACGCCGACCUAAACAAGUGCGUCAGUCCCAUGUACCAGGUGUCAACCGCAGGCGACGGCCUCCAAGCAGAAGCCGCUGGAGAUCUGGCGUUGGCCUCCAUUGUCGCAGCUCCCUCCUAUUCCUGCGAGCCACAGAAGGACUCCACCGACAUGGACGUGGACAUGGAGAUAGACAACGAUCUUACCACUAGCGAACGGAUGCCAACGGUGGCCGAGCUGGAGCAGCCGAUGGAUUCCAAAACGAAACGGGAGAAAAAAGAGGAGGAGGAGCAGAAGGACGCGCAGGACCAGAAGCCACUGGAGGACGGCUCCGUGCAACCGCCCAGCAAUCCGACAGCCAUCAAAAUCGAGGAGGAGGACAAGCCAGUGAAGCCGCCGCCGCAGCCGCAGGCUCAGGAGGAAGUCGCGCCCAGUUCGCCGGAGACAGCAGCGAAUCCCAGCCAGAGAACUGCGGGCAAGAUCACCCGUAGCAGUCUAAAUGGCACAGCCAACCAGGCGCCCACCCGCUCCCCAACGAUAAUAAAGCGUCUGCGAAAGAGCACGCGCUUCAAGGCCAAGCAAACGGGCAAGGGCACUCCCGGAAGCGGCAGUAGCCAGUCAAAUGGCCACAAUAGCGGGGCGAAUGGUUCCACCGGCAGCUCCGUGCACCUCGCGGGCGCUGGCGCCCAUCCCAGUAAUACCAACAAGCAUGGGAAGUCCGGUCCAGCGGGCACAGGCGGGGCCACUGGAGCCCGUAAUCGCCGCGCUCUCUUCAAGAAACCAGCACAGAAAACUCCCAAGGUGCAGGCGAGCACCAGGUUCGUGAGAAGCCUUUUCCACAAGGGCAGCUAUAUACAAAUCGGGGAUAUCGUCAGCAUUGUGGACAGCGAGCAGAAUCUGUACUACGCCCAGAUACGCGGUCUGCUUGUGGACGCCUAUUGCGAGAAGUCCGCCUUCCUCACCUGGCUGAUUCCCACGCAGGACAGUCCGGAUCCCCAGGAGGGCUUCGAUCCCCCUACCUACCUAAUCGGACCCGAUGAGGAGCUGUCCCGGAAGCUCUGCUACCUAGAGUUCGUGAUGCAUGCUCCCAGCAACUACUACUUCGACCGGAGCACCCCGUUUCCCCUGCCGGACGUGGAUGAGUACACUGCCCAGAGAUCGGGCGGCUACAUCUGGACGCGGCUGCCGAUAGUCAAGCGGGAAAAGGGCAGUGGCCACAAAGCGGGCGGUGCCUCCUAGCAGAAGAGGUGGCUCAAGGGCAGGAUGGCCGGAGCCCUGAAUUUGAAAAAUCUAAUUUAUUGCAACUUUUACUCUUCGUAAACGGGCUACUUGCCGAACAGAAAAUAAUUCAAAAAGUACUUGAUGUACUGUAGUACCAACUGAACUCAAUCAGCAAUUAAUGAAUAAAAUACAAUUUUGUAAUUAUG
This is a messenger RNA of Drosophila melanogaster (fruit fly), 1550 nucleotides long. RefSeq lists its product as uncharacterized. The transcript is spliced from 2 exons. The coding region runs from base 136 to 1362 and encodes 408 amino acids. Lineage: Eukaryota; Metazoa; Arthropoda; Insecta; Diptera; Drosophilidae. The record is from RefSeq and is marked reviewed. Gene Ontology annotation, cellular component: nucleus.